Molecule: messenger RNA, 1440 nt
Organism: Dovyalis caffra
Lineage: Eukaryota; Viridiplantae; Streptophyta; Magnoliopsida; Malpighiales; Salicaceae
Source: the annotation of a GenBank genome assembly
AUGCAUCAGAAGAAAUCAGAAAUCCAAAUCGGAAAAGAAAGCACCGGCAUCUCUUCCGAUUUCUCAACUACGCUAAAUCCGCAAUUCCCCAUCCUCCACCACUUCCAACAACAAAAUGACCCAAUUACCCCUCCUUCUUCCUGUUCUUCCCCAACUCCUUACAAAAGACCUCUCUUAACGACGACCACGACCCAUCAUAGCCAAACUCCCCAUCGUUCCAAUUCACUCUCCAAAUCCCCUACCAUUUACCAUUUUGCCACCCCCCAUCAACCCCAAUCUCUCUUUUCUGUCACCACUGCCGUUAAAGCCGCUACCUUCCGUUUUCUCCGCCGCCGUGUAGCUCGCCUGAAAGUGCACCUCCGCUUGAUUCUCUUGCUCUCGCUUCCCUUCUUUUAUUUCUUGGUUUCGCAUCCGAGUCAUUCGUUUUUACUUGAUUUUUUAUCUGCUUUUGCAUUUUCUGCUGCUUUGUUAUUGUCUCUUAAUUUAGCUUUGCCUAGAUUGCCUUCAAUUCGACUGUUUUUAUCUCGAUCAUUUGCUAUUAAUAAGCUUAGGAAUUCAGCAUCUAGACCGCCUAUACCGGUGUUUUGGUCAAUUGGCUCGAGGCCAAAACCAGAGAAAAGGGCGAAUUCUGGUUGUUUUGUUCAGGUGUAUAGUAACGGAGACGUUUAUGAAGGUGAAUUUCAUAAGGGAAAGUGUUCAGGAAGUGGGGUUUAUUAUUAUUAUAUGAGUGGAAGAUAUGAAGGGGAUUGGGUUGAUGGGAAAUAUGAUGGCUAUGGAGUGGAAACUUGGGCCAGAGGGAGUCGAUAUCGAGGGCAAUAUAGGCAAGGACUUAGACAUGGAUUUGGGGUGUAUAGGUUUUAUACAGGAGAUGUUUAUGCUGGUGAAUGGUCUAAUGGACAAAGUCAUGGUUGUGGAGUUCAUACUUGUGAGGAUGGGAGUCGUUACGUUGGUGAAUUUAAGUGGGGUGUCAAGCACGGACUCGGGCAUUACCAUUUCAGGAAUGGGGAUACAUAUGCUGGAGAAUAUUUUGCGGACAAGAUGCAUGGCUUUGGUGUCUAUCGUUUUGCAAAUGGGCAUCGGUAUGAGGGAGCCUGGCAUGAGGGUAGAAGGCAAGGCCUUGGAAUGUACACGUUCAGAAAUGGGGAGACGCAGUCUGGUCACUGGCAAAAUGGAAUUCUUGAUGUCCCAAGCACGCAGAACGCCUCUUAUCCUGUAUCUCCUGUUGCUGUUAAUCAUUCCAAAGUGCUCAAUGCAGUGCAGGAAGCACGACGAGCGGCGGAAAAGGCAUAUGAUGUUGCAAAAGUUGAUGAAAGGGUGAAUAGGGGAGUAGCAGCAGCUAACAGGGCAGCUAAUGCAGCUAGAGUGGCAGCAAUUAAGGCUGUCCAGAAACAAAUGCAUCAUAACAAUAACAAUGAUGACAUUCCAAUUCCAAUUGUGUGA